ACGGGCAAGUACUGGCUGCAACUAAGCCCGGGAAAGCUCUUCUGGAACACGGCAGACCAAGGGUGGGCUAAAGCUUCUUACUCCUUUUUCGGGGCAUGGAGUUGUGGUGCCAGCUUGUUCGUAUUCGAUGACCGCGGACCGUUCAAUGCUAACCGUCUUUUGGACGUAUUGCAUCGUUUUCCGAUCACCACGCUUUGUGCGCCUCCAUUGGCGUAGCGUCAGCUUGUCCUUCGAGAGGCCAGAAAGGACUAUCAGUCCCAUGCCCCAAAAUCUCUGACUCACUGUACCGCCGCGGGUGAAGCUCCUAACGACGAAGUGAUCAGGCAAUGGAAGCACCUUUCUGGUCUUGAAAUUUACGACGGCUAUGGACAAACCGAGUCGAUUCCGCUCUGCGGCAACUUCGGCGGAUGCGCAAUCUACCCAGGCUCCAUGGGCAAGCCCGCCCCUGGUGUUCCGUUGACUGUCAUUGAUGCCAAUGGGAAAGAGUGUGGACCUGGCGAAGAAGGUACCAUGGCGGGCGCGAUG
Molecule: messenger RNA, 525 nt
Organism: Exophiala aquamarina CBS 119918
Lineage: Eukaryota; Fungi; Ascomycota; Eurotiomycetes; Chaetothyriales; Herpotrichiellaceae
Product: acetyl-CoA synthetase
Exons: 2
Biological process (GO): acyl-CoA metabolic process; fatty acid biosynthetic process
Molecular function (GO): fatty-acyl-CoA synthase activity; fatty acid ligase activity
Source: RefSeq, a predicted model, not a curated record